UCUGAGUUAAAAGCUAGUCUGGACUACAUAAUGAGACCUUGUCUUAAAACAAAGCAAUGAACAAAAGCUUUGUACUGAAGUUGAAAUACUCCAGGAUUGAAGACUUUUGAGGUUAAGGUGCAAGUGAAAGUGUAGGAAAACAUAUGCUUGAAGCUUGUAACAACAACCUGGAGAUGGCGGUCACUAUGUUUUUGGAUGGUGGAGGAAUUGCUGAGGAGCCCAGUACCAGUUCUGCAAGUGUCUCUACUGUCAGACCACACACAGAAGAAGAAGUUCGUGCCCCAAUUCCUCAAAAGCAAGAAAUAUUGGUGGAGCCAGAACCUUUGUUUGGUGCCCCUAAAAGACGAAGGCCUGCACGUUCAAUAUUUGAUGGUUUCCGAGAUUUUCAAACAGAAACUAUUAGGCAAGAACAGGAAUUAAGAAAUGGAGGAGCAAUAGAUAAGAAACUAACAACGCUUGCAGAUCUGUUCCGGCCCCCAAUCGACUUGAUGCACAAAGGCAGCUUUGAAACAGCCAAAGAGUGUGGCCAGAUGCAGAAUAAGUGGCUGAUGAUAAACAUUCAAAAUGUACAAGACUUUGCAUGCCAGUGCCUCAAUCGUGAUGUGUGGAGCAAUGAAGCUGUGAAGAAUAUUAUCCGUGAACAUUUCAUUUUCUGGCAGGUUUAUCACGACAGUGAGGAAGGCCAGAGAUACAUACAGUUUUAUAAACUAGGGGAUUUCCCCUAUGUUUCCAUCUUGGACCCACGGACAGGUCAGAAGCUUGUAGAGUGGCACCAAUUAGAUGUAUCUUCUUUCUUGGACCAAGUAACAGGGUUUCUGGGUGAACAUGGGCAACUGGAUGGACUUUCUAGCAGCCCUCCCAAAAAAUGUGCACGAUCAGAGAGCCUCAUAGAUGCCAGUGAAGACAGCCAGCUAGAAGCUGCCAUCAGAGCUUCCUUGCAGGAGACACAUUUCGACUCAGCCCAGGCAAAGCAGGAUAGCCGCUCAGAUGAAGAAUCUGAAUCGGAACUUUUUUCUGGCAGUGAGGAAUUCAUAUCGGUUUGUGGUUCUGAUGAAGAAGAAGAGGUAGAGAAUCUUGCUAAGUCCAGAAAGUCUCCUCAUAAAGAUCUGGGGCAUAGAAAAGAGGAGAACAGAAGGCCACUGAGUGAGCCUCCAGCCAGAACUGAGCCCGGCACAGCCACAAACCAUCAAGGAUUGCCAGCCAUGGAUCCUGAGGUCUUGGAGAUGUCACCCGAAAAGUCAGAUGGAAUGGUGGAGGGGAUAGAUGUAAAUGGACCAAAAGCACAGCUGAUGCUUCGGUACCCAGAUGGGAAAAGGGAGCAGAUCACUCUGCCAGAGCAAGCUAAACUGCUGGCUUUGGUGAAGCAUGUUCAAUCUAAAGGAUAUCCAAAUGAACGUUUUGAACUUCUUACCAACUUCCCUCGGAGGAAGCUGUCUCAUCUGGACUAUGACAUUACCUUACAAGAGGCAGGCCUCUGUCCUCAAGAGACUGUCUUUGUACAGGAAAGAAAUUAACACCAUGGCCUGACCUCUCUCAGCUUACCCCUUUUUCCCUUUUCCUGUGAGAUACCAUGUCACUAAGUAUGCAUUUUGGCUCAUAGGACUAUAAAGCCAAAGCUGGGCAAGCAA
This is a messenger RNA of Peromyscus eremicus (cactus mouse), 1628 nucleotides long. It is a transcript of the gene Ubxn7, whose product is annotated as UBX domain protein 7. Gene Ontology annotation, molecular function: ubiquitin binding. The transcript has 11 exons. The record is from RefSeq and is a predicted model, not a curated record. Gene Ontology annotation, biological process: proteasome-mediated ubiquitin-dependent protein catabolic process. NCBI's taxonomy places the organism in Eukaryota, Metazoa, Chordata, Mammalia, Rodentia, Cricetidae. Gene Ontology annotation, cellular component: nucleus. Bases 144 to 1514 code for a protein of 456 amino acids.